AAGGAUUUGAGUCGUUCACAGUCCACAGCGGUGAUCGUUCAGACCUUGCAGGUCGGUGGGAAAAUAGAAGCUUAAAGAACAGAGGAAGAGACAAAGGAAAGGGAAGAACUAGAGUAAACAACACCAGAGAUUAGAAGAGAACUUACGAGGAGAGAUCAGAGGAGCGAAGAUUAGAACUGCGCACACAGCUCUGUACUGUACCGCAACAUAUCUUCAAUGGCGGACGACAAGAACGGGGCAGCUGAUGUAAUUGGUAAUUUACCUAAGGUGAAUCCGCCGGAAGUUAGACGUUCUUGGGGUGACGAAGUAGACGAUGAAGAAUCAGAAUCUGCCCCAUCUGGGUCCGGAGACAAAGCCGAGGAUUUAAAUGUUGCUUCGCUGGCUAUUGAUGAGAACAAGAAUGUCAACAAGUUUCUGGAUGACCCAGAAGAUUCAAGCAUCAGCGCGGUUACAUCGGGUGAUACACCAUAUACUUCUGCGUCUACUUUUGAGGACUUGAAGCUGUCGCCUGAAUUGCUGCAAGCAUUAUACGUUGAUAUGAAUUUUGAGAGGCCUAGCAAGAUUCAGGCAAUUAGCUUGCCAAUGAUUUUGACUCCACCCUAUAAGGAUUUAAUAGCUCAAGCGCACAAUGGUUCUGGUAAGACCACUUGCUUUGUGCUUGGGAUGUUGAGUCGGGUUGAUCCAACCGUUAAAACACCGCAGGCCCUUUGCAUUUGUCCUACAAGAGAAUUGGCAAUACAGAACCUGGAAGUUCUUCAGAAGAUGGGGAAGUAUACGGGGAUAACUUCUGAAUGUGCUGUUCCGAUGGAUAGCACUAAUUAUAUCCCAAUUGCAAAACGGCCACCAAUUACUGCACAAAUAGUGAUUGGUACACCGGGUACAACAAAGAAAUGGUUGUCGGCAAAGAAACUUAGCACAAGGGAUAUGAAAAUUCUUGUUUUUGAUGAGGCUGAUCACAUGUUGGCCGAGGAUGGCUUUCAGGAUGAUUCUUUAAGGAUUAUGAAGGAUAUUCAGAAAAACAGUGCACACUGCCAGGUGCUUCUUUUCUCUGCUACUUUCAAUGAGAUUGUAAAGAAUUUUGUAUCGAGAGUGGUUAAAGAUGGAAAUCAAUUGUUUGUAAAGAAAGAAGAAUUGUCACUAGAGGCAGUGAAGCAGUAUAAGGUGCACUGUCCAGAUGAACUUUCCAAGAUAGAAGUGAUCAAGGACAGAAUCUUUGAAUUGGGAGAGAAGUUGGGACAAACCAUUAUAUUUGUCAAAACUAGAAAUAGUGCCGCCAUGUUGCAUAAGUCACUGGUUGAUUACGGUUGGCAAUGCACUACUAUUCAAGGUGCUCUUAAGCAAGAAGACAGGGACAAGAUAGUCAAGGAGUUUAAGGAUGGUUUAACUAAAGUCCUCAUAUCAACUGAUAUUCUUGCCCGAGGUUUUGAUCAAGCACAGGUUAAUUUGGUUGUCAAUUAUGAUCUUCCGGUGAAGCAUGCAACUCCAUCUGAACCUGACUAUGAGGUGUACUUGCAUAGGAUUGGUAGAACAGGUCGUUUUGGCCGCAAAGGAGCUGUGUUCAACUUGCUGUGUGGUGACAGGGACAUGAUGAUCAUGGAAAAAAUUGAGAGGCAUUUUGGGCAUGACAUAGCUGAGGUCCCUUCUUGGAGAAGUGAUGCAGAUUUUGAAGCUGCUUUAAAAGCAGCUGGGCUGGUGUAGAUGAUGGUGUUGAACUUGUUGCAAUUCCUUCAAGGCUGCCUCGCUGAGUAUUUGUGUUUGAUGAGAUGCAUGAGGGGUGGUAUCUGCAAUGAUGCAUUGGUGUGUUCAUCUUCUGCAGAGGCUUUUAAAAGAUUUAAAUUUUUUCGUUGCAAUACUGUCGAUGGUCUGCCUAGUUAGUUCCUGUUUGGUCAUGAGGGUUGUUAGGGGGAGUGGAAUUUUGGAUUAAGAAGAAUGAAUUGUUUUACUGUUUGCUAGGAUCUGGAUAGGAUCUAUGAAGCCAUUGAAACAAAAAUUCUGGUUAGAGUCGGUUUUACCAGCCCAAUGAUAAAGAGCACAUGGAAUGGUUGAUCAAUGCAUUAUUGAAGGGACACGAUACCAAA
Molecule: messenger RNA, 2078 nt
Organism: Macadamia integrifolia
Lineage: Eukaryota; Viridiplantae; Streptophyta; Magnoliopsida; Proteales; Proteaceae
Product: DEAD-box ATP-dependent RNA helicase 38
Exons: 9
Coding region: 217-1698 (493 amino acids)
Biological process (GO): poly(A)+ mRNA export from nucleus
Cellular component (GO): cytoplasmic stress granule; nucleus
Molecular function (GO): RNA binding; ATP binding; RNA helicase activity
Source: RefSeq, a predicted model, not a curated record